AUGGCUGGCGACGAAGAACAUAAAUCCCAACACCAACUCGUGCAGGGUUCAGCAACUUCCAGGGCUACAGCACCAUGGGAGAACUCUACUCACCCACUCUUUAUCCACCACUCAGACCAACCGGGGGUCAUGUUGGUUUCUGAGCCUUUGGCGGAGGACAAUUACUCAAUAUGGGCACCUACGAUUAUGAUGGCACUCGAAAUCAAGAACAAAGCUGGAUUUGUAAAUGGAACUCUUAAAAGGUCACAAAUCAACAAAGAAGAAGCUCUUCAAUGGGACAGAUGCAAUACUCUCGUAAAGAAUUUGCUCAUCUCGUCUAUGACAAAGACCAUGUCCAAAUCUGUGAUUCACCGCAACAUACACAACUGUGAGCAGGGAGGCCGUUCAGUCACGACCUACUACACGGACUUGAAAGGGAUGUGGGAUGAGAAAGACGUUCUAUAUUCCUUUCCUUCAUGCACCUGUGAUGCAGCGGCAGAGAUUAACAAAUUCAUGGAGGCAUAG
Molecule: messenger RNA, 504 nt
Organism: Rosa chinensis
Lineage: Eukaryota; Viridiplantae; Streptophyta; Magnoliopsida; Rosales; Rosaceae
Exons: 2
Coding region: 1-504 (167 amino acids)
Source: RefSeq, a predicted model, not a curated record